Messenger RNA from Labrus bergylta (ballan wrasse), 4987 nucleotides. The record is from RefSeq and is a predicted model, not a curated record. Lineage: Eukaryota; Metazoa; Chordata; Actinopteri; Labriformes; Labridae.
AUGGGCAAGACCAAAGAACUUUCAAAGGACAUCAGGGACAAGAUUGUAGACCUGCACAAGGCUGGACUGGGCUACAAGACCAUCAGCAAGAAGCUUGGUCUGUUCCACAGAGCUAUAGCCCAGAGUGGGACUGCCAUCUCCAGCUGGUCUGUUAACUACCAGCCCCUCAAAUACACAAAGAUCCUUGCCCGAAAGGUGGGCUGCACCUACACAGAGACUGCCGACCUGGUCGACUGCCUGAGACGCAAGAACUUCAGGGAGCUGGUGGACCAGGACAUUCAGCCGGCUCGCUACCACAUCGCGUUUGGACCUGUGGUGGACGGAGACGUGGUGCCUGACGAUCCAGAGAUCCUCAUGCAACAGGGGGAGUUCCUCAACUAUGACAUCCUAAUAGGAGUCAACCAAGGAGAGGGGUUGAAGUUUGUGGAUGACAGCGAGGACAACGACGGCAUCUCAGCUGCAGCAUUCGACUACACCAUCUCUAACUUUGUGGACAACCUGUAUGGCUACCCUGAGGGCAAAGACAUCCUGAGGGAGACCAUUAAAUUCAUGUACACAGACUGGGCAGACAGGGACAAUGGGGACAUGCGAAGGAAGACCCUCUUAGCUCUGUUUACAGACCACCAAUGGGUGGCGCCGGCAGUGGCCACCGCCAAGCUCCACGCUGAGUUUCAGUCCCCGGUUUACUUUUACACCUUCUACCACCACUGUCAGACCGAGACACGCCCUGAGUGGGCUGAUGCCGCCCAUGGAGACGAGAUACCGUACGUGUUUGGUGUGCCCAUGAUCGGUGCCACUGACCUGUUCCCGUGCAACUUCUCAAAGAAUGACGUGAUGUUGAGCGCCGUGGUCAUGACUUACUGGACCAACUUUGCCAAGACUGGGGAUCCAAACCUGCCAGUCCCUCAGGACACCAAGUUCAUUCACACAAAGCCCAACCGCUUUGAAGAGGUCAUCUGGACCAAGUUCAACUCCAAGGACAAGCAGUACCUCCACAUCGGCUUAAAACCUCGUGUUAGAGACAACUACAGGGCCAACAAGGUGGCCUUCUGGCUGGAAUUAGUUCCCCACCUCCAUAGUCUACAUGAGGAGCUCUUCCCCACCACUACCCGCUCCCCGUCAGGCCCAGGCCCAGGAACCCACAGACCCUGGCUCAGAACACCUGGUCCUCGCACAACCCGUCACCCUUACCCCACCUUCCCCUCCGAUCCGGAGCCCGAGGGUUCGGAGCGUCCGCACCAGGACCUCUUCCCAGGAGACACCCGGGACUACUCCACUGAGCUGAGUGUGACGGUCGCUGUUGGGGCAUCGCUCCUCUUCCUCAACAUUUUGGCCUUUGCCGCACUUUACUACAAGCGUGACAAGCGACAUGAGAUGCGACGUCACAGGCUGUCUCCCACACGAGGCGGCCCUGCCAAUGACCUGGCGCACAGUCAGGAGGAGGAGAUCAUGUCCCUGCAGAUGAAGCACUCGGAGCACGACGCCCACCACGACAUGGAGCCGCUCCCCGCCUGCCCGCCUGACUACACCCUGGCUUUGCGCCGUGCCCCGGAUGAUGUACCACUGAUGACACCUAACACCAUCACCAUGAUCCCCAGCACCAUCACCAGCAUGCAACCCCUCCAUGCCUUCAACACAUUCCCUUCCACCGGCCACAACAACACCCUGCCCCACCCCCACUCGACCACCAGGGUAUAGUAGGGACUGGUCCAACACAGUGCCACCUAAGGACCAGGAGAACUGGCUCUGAUCUAGAAGUGAGGCCUCUGGAGGUGGGCCUUUUUUUUCUGUACUCUUCUUUUGUUUCUCCAAAAAGAACUCCACUUCCUUCAUCAUGUGCUGUCAAACUUAGCAGCUCCACCGGUGGUGUGUGGAGAAGUGAACUGGACUGCACGACAGCACAUGAUCCGUUUGGGGCUGAUUUAGAUCUUUCAAAGAUACUUUUUUCAAAGGUCUGCGGCUUCCAGACUAAAGCCCUCUAACAUUUGUCAAAGGGACGGAUGCUAUUCGCCUCUUGCUGUUUUCCCUUUUUUACUUUGCCGUCUUCUCUUUUUUCACCCCUUUGUCUGUUAUGUGCAUAUAUCCUUCUCUUUUCUACAUCUGUGUCUUAUCUCGGCUUUGUUGCUCUCAUCUGACAUGUGACUCUCUCCCUUUGCUCUGAGGAAUUAUAAACUACCGAGCUGUAGAAGGCCUUCUGGGUACAUAGGGUGCAUACAGUUAUCAUAUACCUAUGAAAACACUGACCAGCAUUCUUGGUGCCAAGUAUGUACUACUGUGUUUGCUUUCUCAUUGACGGAGAAAACAACCUAGAGAAGAUUCUACAGUGUCCCUAUUUACUCUCAAUUUACAGAUGCUGUGUGUUCUCAUGACAAAGUGCCAAACUGGCCCUCGAUUGUGUUUUCAGUUUUUCAUCUUCUGUUUAUCUUUUCAGGCAUUUGUUUAAUUGUUGUUUUCUUGUGGAAAGAUUUUUUUUGCUGAAAAUAUAGAUAUAGAGAAAUGAUAUUAUAUAUAGUUAUAUAUAAAUGUGUACAAAGGAGAAAGUAUAUAAAUGGGUUUUUCUCAGUGGGGAUCUAUGCAUGAAUUAUUUUUAAAGGUGAUGAUGGGGGAAAGGACACUGUAUCUGUCAAUGCACGUUUCCCAAAUCUAAUCAAAUCACAUCGGUCCAGUCUGGAUGUUUUGUUUUUUGUUUUAUGUCACACUGGACAAUAACGCCACACAAAAAUUACUGUAAUAACCAAACAAAUCCUCGUCUCUACACCCAUUUGUUCAAAAAAAAAAGUCAUUGCCAGAAUCUCAAAAGACGUUGGGGUCAAAACAACAACUGUGAACACACUCCUCUAUUCAUUUUCUCCUUCCUGUUUGUAAGCCGUUUUUUCUCCCAUCAGGGAAUGCAGCACGCCAACAGGAAGCCCUUCAUCCUACAGUAAACACUUUCUUUUGCAUCUGCAUUAGAGAUGAUUGUUUUUUAGGGUAUGUGAGGAACCAAAUCUGAUGUUGUAGCCCGCCUGUUCAGAAUUAUUUUUGUAUUUCAGUGAUGCUGACGAACAAAGCAGAGACUGGCAGCCCCUGCUCUUUUACACACACCUUCCUCCUCCUGUCUGCACCCCUAUUUCCAGCCCAAGUAUAUGUUGUGUGCGUGUGAGAGAAUGUGUGUAAAUGUGUGUGCAUGUGUGUAGACCCACCCUAAUUAGAAAGCAAAGAGAUAGAGAGGCAGACAGGUACGAUCACAUUCAUGGUAAAAACUUAGACUCCAAAAAGAGCUCUGUAUCCAAGCACCCUCCACUGUUACAACAUCACUCACUCACUCUCUUUUCCCCCUCCAUCAGUACACUUACUUUGUAUUAAAGGUGACACCCAUAUAGUGCUGAUCACCCAUACCGCCCUUGCUCCCCCACAAAACCACAGAACACCUGAUUUCACAGUGUCAGCACUGCUCUACACAAUUUCUGACCUCAGUUGGGCUUUACUUUUAUCCUCACAUUCAUGGGUUAGCUCACUAAGCUAGUAGCUUUUUGUGAGCUCCUCAGUUGUAAAUGAAACUCUAAGCACACCGAGGGUAACCUGUGGACCUUCACGGCUUGCAGCGCAGGGCUGCAAAAUGAAAAAGGGGACUUGGAUUUCCUUAACAGGGUAAAAGCAACACAGCAGCAACUGCUGUUACUGAUUCUGCUCAUAAAUGUGCAGGCCUACAGCUCAGUUAUGUCCCCCUCUGAUUCCCCACUAUGGAUCUAAAAACGUGGGUCAUGGGUAAAACCUGAUACAUUGUGUUAACUGAACUGAUGUGCUGUUGUUUGAGCCCACAGGAACACAUAGUAGCUGACGCCCAGUCUGGGAGAAGUUAGUCACCGGUGCUGUCUUUGCUUGUGCUCUCGCUUUAGCCUGUUUGUUUGUUUUCUAUUUUAUUACUGCCUAACAGGGUGGAGGGGGAGGGUUGGAAAGGGAGAUGUAUACCUGGCUGCUCCUGUCAGAGGUUUUGUACGACCUCUCAAAGUGAAAUGUGCACAAUGUAGAACACAAAAAGACUGACUUGGGUGUGCUACAGGUGGAUGGAACAGAUGAUGGACGGUAGUGCAAGGGAAGGGGCACGCUGUGGAAAACAGACUCUGGGAGGAGACUGGGGAAAGACUCACAGCCUUAAAUGUUGAAAUCAAAAGAGAGGACAAAUAAGGACAUUCAAAGGCAUGGUCGUCUUUAUACCCACAAUGUUUGCCAGGAGGAUACCUUGCUGGUCUGUUCAGAGGAUCUGAUCAGAUCCAUGUGAACCCUUUUGUACUCACGCCUGUGCAUCAGGAGGCAAUGAGGGACUGUGAAGAAACCUCACAACAACUCAGCCACAACCACACCACUGGAGGUAAGAAACAAGGUAUUCAGUUUGGGCUGGUAUUUUUCCUCGUCUAUUUUAUAAACUAUCACUAGAGGGAGCCGGUGUGUGACAGAUUCGCUGCAGUCUUCACACUCUUGGGGAACUGGAUAUGAGAAGAAAAAAUACCAAACUGGGUGGCUGAAAAGAGACAGAUACACAACAUCUGGAGGAGGAUCAAAACUGUACAUUUUUAAGUGUAAGAAUCAAACAGACAAAAUAUUUGUAAAUAUUAAGUUUCUUGUUUGUUUUUCUUUUUUUUCUUUUUUGAGUGAAUGAAUGAAAUGCUUUUUGUGACAACAACAGACAACAGGUGCAGUUUGCCAAAGUGAUGACCAUUUGCUUGAGGAUUUAAAUUCAAUGGUGAGGAAAAACUGCUUACCUUUCAAAACUUGCCAUGACAUGAACAAAUGAUUUGAUCUUGUUCUCGUGUCCAUUUAUACAUGAGCAUUCUGUAGCACCAUUUAACCAGGAAGGUCACUGUAGCACAUUCAUCUCCCCUUAUCAGAUGCAGUUAGCAUUUGCUAGUUUCCACAGUGUUUUACCUGAUCCAACUAUACUAUAACAUGUCAAAAUAUAAAAUAUAACAUGAAUCAAGCACCAGAGGAGGUUUGUGACCCUGUAUAA